AUGUCUCCAUACCCUACAACAGGCUUUGGAUUUCAUAGUAUAGGGAAAUUUUUGAAACAAGGAGAUGAUAAAUCCUUAUUACCUCAUUUUCAACAGGCCGAAAACACCUCAAAUAUAUUUAUCUUAAGAAGAUAUAGAUGGUUUUUGGUUGGUGUUUUCGUGUGUUUCUUUAUGUGUUUUGUACGGUGGAAUACUAAUUCUGAGGAUGAAAUCAAUAAUAAUACUGUGAUCAUAACCUCUGAUCAUAAAAUUGGAAACAAGAUUGAAUCAAUGCAAACUCAUUCUACACUUGUGGUGAGUGAACAAGGCAUUAGACUUGAACCAGAGGUGAAGCAGGUACCUAUGGUUAAGGAGGAUCCAAAACACACCUUCACCGGAAUUUUAUUACAUUUUAAAAGAAGAAAUGGUAUUAAGAAAAUCCUUUCAAUGAUGAUUAAAUACCCUUUUAUUUCUCAAGUAAUUGUGUGGAAUAACAAUCCUGACGUUAGCAUAACUCACCAAAAUCUGAUAGAGGACUAUCUUUCUGAUGGAGAAAAAUCAAAAACACUCGAAAAGUACAAGGAAAUGGUUUUUAUUCACAAUCAUAAUGAAAAUAUUAAGGACAAAGCAAAAUAUUUAGCUUGUGAAUUGGCAAAUACUACAGCUUGUUUCUACUGUGAUGAUGAUUGGGAUAUAACAAGAUACGCCAACGCUCUACUAGCAGACUUCUACAAUGAGCCUAGCGUUAUGCAUAGUGUAACAGAACCAUACACGUAUUACACAAACCUUGUUUGGUCCUUUUAUGAUUCAAAUAUUAAUCUUCACACAGCUUUUGCUUGGAUUGGUUGUGGGUCUAUGUUCUUGAAGUCACUUGCUGUUAACCACCUCCAAAAAGUUGACAAGUUUUUGGAAUCGAAUCCAAAAUUGAAAAAUCUUGUUCCUCUGAGUGAUAUAUUUUUCUCAAUAUGGCAAAAUAAUGCUCCUUCACAGAUUGUUGCUAACAUUGCAGAAAUAAGUGUAGAGAAGGAAAAUGUGGCAUUUUCUAGUCAGGGUGGGUUUUUACAAUUACAACAUGAAUCAAGUAUGAUGGCUAUUAAGAUUCUUCAUGAUGAACUCACAUACAACUCUUUCUUUACAAUAUUCCCAAAGAAAGAGAUUGAAAAUCCAUUUCCUCUCUUCCUUAAAUCACCUUCUUCAAAGGAUUCAUUCUUAUUUUAUUCAGACUUGUUUCCGUUCUUAUUGAAAAAUGUUUCCUUUGACAUUACAAACCAUGUUCAUGCAAAAAGAAGCACUAGAGAUAACCUUCCUCAAGGUGCUGAUGUUGAUUUUUUUUACAACAACAACCCAACAAGGGCGGUUGAUUCUGAUCCAUCAUCUUGUUGGCAAUCAAACAGAAACGUUGGCAUGGACAGUUUUUUUGGAGUGGAUCUGUAUUCUGUUGUAACAGAUAUCGCUAUUGAAAUUAUUUACUCACACACAAAAGAUUUUCAUGCAACCCUCAAAACAAGACACUCCAUUGACAGGAAAAAUUGGGUUGACACAAGUGCAGCCAGCUAUGAAUCGAAUAACUUUUCUCGCCACUCAUUCAAAGACUCAGUAAGAUAUAUCGAGUUCUUCACUCAAACUGGCUCAAGAAACAAAUUUGGUAUUUGUGAUUUUAAAGUUUUCAAGAAUGGAACCUCUAUCUAA
Molecule: messenger RNA, 1668 nt
Organism: Naegleria gruberi
Lineage: Eukaryota; Heterolobosea; Eutetramitea; Acrasida; Naegleriidae
Exons: 1
Coding region: 1-1668 (555 amino acids)
Source: RefSeq, a predicted model, not a curated record